GGGAUCCACCGGUCCCGCCGUCCCGGCCCCAUCCCCGCCGCCCCGGGCCCGUUGCCGCCCCGCCGCCCCCGCUCCCGGGCAGCUCCGAUCGGGGACACCGGGCCCGGCCUCUCGCCGCCCCCCCGGGCCGCCCCCGGGAUGGGGCCCGGCGGCCCCGGUUGGCCGCUGGCCGGCACCGUGCUGGUGGCCGUGGCCGCCUCGCUGGCGGCGGGGGGCGAGGACUGCCUGUGGUACGUGGACAGGAACGGCUCCUGGCACCCCGGCUUCGACUGCGAGUUCCUCACCUUCUGCUGCGGCACCUGCCACCAGCGCUACUGCUGCCGCGACCCCCUGCGCCUCCUCACCGAGCGCCAGCAGCGCCACUGCCUCGCCUUCAGCCCCAAGACCAUCGCGGGCAUCGCCUCGGCCGUGGUGCUCUUCAUCGCCAUCGUCACCACCAUCGUCUGCUGCUUCAUGUGCUCCUGCUGCUACCUCUACCAGCGCCGGCAGCACCUGCGCACCCCCCUGCAAGGCCCGGAGAUCCCGCUCUCCAGCUACCCCCCCGCGCCCCCCCCAGCCCCCUUCCCCAUGGACCCCAAAGGCGGCCCCGCGCCCCCCCAGCCCGGCUUCGCCCCCAUGGCCAUGUACCCACCGCCCGGCCCCGCCGCCCAGUACCCGCUCUACCCCUCCGGGCCCCCCGGCUACAACCCCACCGGAUGA
This is a messenger RNA of Chroicocephalus ridibundus (black-headed gull), 699 nucleotides long. RefSeq names its product shisa family member 4 (gene SHISA4). Bases 139 to 699 code for a protein of 186 amino acids. The transcript has 5 exons. The record is from RefSeq and is a predicted model, not a curated record. NCBI's taxonomy places the organism in Eukaryota, Metazoa, Chordata, Aves, Charadriiformes, Laridae.